This is a messenger RNA of Sphaeramia orbicularis (orbiculate cardinalfish), 2120 nucleotides long. RefSeq names its product WD repeat-containing protein 37. The transcript is spliced from 16 exons. Bases 205 to 1815 code for a protein of 536 amino acids. The record is from RefSeq and is a predicted model, not a curated record. NCBI's taxonomy places the organism in Eukaryota, Metazoa, Chordata, Actinopteri, Kurtiformes, Apogonidae. Gene Ontology annotation, molecular function: protein binding.
CUAAGCUCACCGGAAAUGGCUUCGUUAUCUUUUCUCAUGUAGCGGAGCUCGUCAACUGUCAACACGGAUUUUACGCAAAACCAGCGCGCUUUAUUCUCACGUUGAAGAAAAUGGUGCAGAGGCUGACAUUUCGCACCAAACCCCGGAAUAAACGCCCGUAACUGUCCACUUUCUGACUUUGGUUGCAUCAGACUGACAGGAGGGAUGCCGGUGGAGAGUGGGAGCAGCGCUGCCCGUCAGGCCAAGCAGAAGAGGAAGUCCCACAGCCUCUCUAUCCGCAGGACCAACAGCACCGAGCAGGAGCGGUCCGGCCUGCAGAGGGACAUGCUGGAGGGACAGUCCUCUGAUAAUCUGGAAUCCCUGGUGAGAAUGGAGGACUCCAAACUGCCUCUGUCUCUGAGGAGCAAUCUGCUGGACCUGUUCAGUCAGAUCGAGAGGGAGUUCGAGAACCUUUACAUAGAAAACCUGGAACUACGCAGAGAGAUAGAAACGCUGAAUGAUCGUUUGACAGCAGAAGGGCAGACGUUCGAAGGUGCAGAUUUAGCCAAAGGGGCGCUCAAAACAAAAGCAAGUCAUAGCACAAGCCAGCUGUCACAGAAACUGAAGACGACCUACAAGGCUUCAACAAGCAAGCCGCGGUCUAAUUCUUGCACCGCCAGAGUAGGGGGAUCCCGCAACUUCAGCGUAACCAAUUGGGAGUUGUGGGGUGGAGACUCAUGGAUCGUGUCCAGUUUCAAAGCGACCACGUCCAGAGCCGUCUGUCAGCUGGUCCGAGAGUAUGUGGGCCACAGGGACGGAAUCUGGGACCUGAGUGUCACCAGGACUCAGCCUGUCGUUCUGGGCACGGCGUCAGCAGACCACACUGCCAUGCUGUGGAGCAUUGAAACUGGAAAGUGCCUCCUGAAGUACAUGGGCCACCAGGGAUCAGUCAACUCCAUCAAGUUUCACCCCACGGAACAGAUGGCUCUGACAGCCUCUGGAGACCAGACCGCUCACAUCUGGAGAUACAUGGUGCAGCUGCCCACGCCGCAGCCCGUGGCUGACAUCAGCCAGCAGACGCCCUGUGACGACGACGUGGACUUCUCAGACAAAGAUGAGGCUGACGGCGAGGUGGAGGGUCCGAACGACUGCCCCUCGAUCCGCGUGGCAACCACCACUCUACGCAGCCACCAGGGCGUGGUGAUCGCUGCUGAUUGGUUGGUUGGCGGUAAACAAGUGGUGACAGCCUCCUGGGACAGAGCUGCCAAUCUGUAUGAUGUGGAGACGUCCGAGCUUGUCCACUCACUCACUGGCCACGACCAGGAGCUGACCCACUGCUGCACACACCCCACCCAGCGUCUGGUGGUCACCUCGUCCAGGGACACCACCUUCAGGCUGUGGGACUUCAGGGACCCGUCCAUCCACUCGGUCAACGUUUUUCAGGGACACACAGACACGGUGACGUCUGCUGUGUUCACGGUCGGAGACAAUGUGGUGUCUGGAAGCGACGACCGGACUGUCAAAGUGUGGGACCUGAAGAACAUGAGGUCGCCCAUAGCAACCAUCCGGACCGACUCUGCUGUUAACAGGAUCAGCGUUUCGGUGACCCAGAAGAUCAUCGCCCUUCCUCAUGACAAUCGGCAGGUCCGGCUGUUCGACAUGUCCGGGGUGCGACUGGCUCGACUCCCGCGAAGCAACAGACAGGGUCACCGCCGCAUGGUGUGCUGCUCUGCCUGGUGUGAAGACAACACCUCCUGCAACCUGUUCACCUGCGGUUUUGACCGCCAAGCCAUCGGCUGGAACAUCAACAUCCCUGCCCUGCUGCAGGAAAAGUGACCUCCAGGUCCUUAAGCCGGUGUCACCGUACAGUGAGACCUCGCCUGAAACCGGUCCCUGUAUCCCGUACUCACCUCCUGAACAGGCCGCUCUUAUCACUGUAGUUUUGUCCUAUUACUGACCUUAAAUAGUCGCCUUUAGAGUCUACAGACGGCGCGUAAUUGAUACUCGCAACCCCUGAGGGACUCCAUCUGCCACGCUCUUAAUCAAGUCUGUUAAUAUACACAACAACACAUGGACUUUAGCUUCCUGUGUGAAUGAAAAUACCCACUUCAAAACAAAAAAAAAAGCCUAUGUAACACUGA